CAUCGAUCGGUAUUGCACUUCCCCUCAAGCAUCCCCACACGACACACAGGGCUCUCACAGGCGGCAGCAGUGUUGUAUAUGUGUGUGUGUGUGUGAGAGAGAGAGAGAGAAGCUGCAAAGCAUCACACACCAUGACCAUCAGAAACGUUCUCCGGGAUCAUGGACAGAGGUACCGACCACGGAUGGCUUGUCUCAAAAAGGCAGAGAAGGUGGUCCUCGAGAUGCAGGACCCCACAACGGGAGUGAAGUUACAGCCUCAGAGACUGGUUAUCACCACAAUACCACAUGCUAUCACUGGUGAAGACAUCGUUGCGUGGUUAGCAGACAGAUUCCAAAUAGAAGCACAAGAGGCGAGGAGUUUUGGCUCCAUGCUGGUGGCAUUAGGCUACAUCUACCCUAUACAAGACCACAAGCGUUUAGUAGUCAAACCAGAUGCGUCAUUGUAUCGUUUCCAGACACCGUAUUUCUGGCCCACACAGCAGUGGCCUGUAGAGGAUACAGAUUAUGCAAUCUACCUGGCAAAAAGAAACAUACGUAAGAAAGGAAUCCUGGAGCUGCACGAGCAGGAGCAGUACAACCAUCUUCACAAGUGGAUGAAUCAUAAAUGGGAUUUUAUAGUGAUGCAAGCUAAAGAACAGUACAGAGCUGCAAAGGAGAGGAAGAAACCGGACCGUGUGGUGUUUGACUGUCAGGAGAGAGCCUACUGGGUGGUUCAUAGACCUCCGCCAGGGACAGUGAGUGCCAUGGACUAUGGACUGGAAAGACUAAUAGAUCCUAAUGCACACGAGGCAAAAACACCCGAUGACUACGAGAGAAUUAUGAUCUUCACCCAGCAGUCCAUCAUGCGGCCCAGAGUGAAGUCAUCGGUGUCCAUUGGCGCGUUGGUAAAAUAUUGUGCCACUUAUAAGGCCCACGACCCUUUUCUGUCCAAGUGUCUUCCCAGCAACCCCUGGCUCACUGAUGAUGUCACAUACUGGACCUUGAACAUGCCCAAUGUGGAAAUACCCACUAAAAUGCGUGUGGAGAGGUGGACGUUCAGCUUUGGAGAGCUGCUAUCAGACCCUCGAGGACGAGAUGAUUUCAGGCUGUUCCUGAAGAAAGAGUUCAGUGGGGAGAACUUGGCAUUCUGGGAAGGCUGUGAGGAUCUGAAGUGGGGCACUGCUGCAACAAUGAAAGAGAAAGCAGAGCAGAUCUAUAAGACUUUCCUGGCACGUGGUGCUCCACGAUGGAUCAAUAUUGAUGGAAAAACAAUGGAAAUCACAGUGAAAGGCCUGAAACACCCACACAGAUAUGUCCUGGAUGCAGCCCAGACUCACAUCUACAUGCUCAUGAAGAAGGACUCAUACGGCCGAUACCUAAAGUCUCCAGUGUUUAAGGAAACAAUGAAGAAGGCCAUAUGUCCCGAGGAACACAAGUUCAGUGAGUCCCAGUUGGAGCAAAAUGCAAGGAACAGGCGGCCCAGUCUCAGUCCCAUCGUCAUCCGGCAGCAGGAGCAGGAGCAAAAGGCCAAGAUGGCCGCCAAUGCCCCUGUUGAUAUCACACAGGUCAUGAGCAAACUCAGCAAGCAGGGCAAAGAGGCGCCCCCUCGUCGCACCUCAGUUAACAAUGACUGAUUUACGUGUCUGCUUGCUAAUAGUUUAAACAUAUAAUAUGUUAUAUGUGUUUACAUAAAAUAUUAUAUAAACAUACAGUAUCAGUCAAAAGUUUGGACACACUCUCCCAUUGUGUGUCCAAACUUUUGACUGGUACUGUAUAAUAAUAAAAUAUCUAUAAUAUGUUGCUAUUAGAUCUUGUUGUAUGGCGUCAUAGACUAGAGCCCAGCUGAUUUAUUGGCAUACUGAUCUACUGACCGAUAUUAGCUAUAUGCUGAUCUAACAGUAUCCAUAUUGAUAACAGUUGAUAAAUGAAAAUUUAAAGAAGAGCUGAAGUUGUGCCUGGUGUUAUGAAUGUUGAGGUUACAUAGUUUUUCACCAGAGGGCACUUUGCAACUUCCGUGUUAAUAACACAUAAUUGGAACGACGCAACAACCAGCUGAUCUGAGCAGAAUCAGGCCGAGUAAACGAGUAGCUACACAUAACAAAUGUUAGAGAAAGGGCUUUGUAUUUGCGUGUCUGAAAAAAAAACAAAGGAAUAUUGGAUUUUUAAAUCACCAAAUAUCCGUAUCGGUCUUAAAACUCCCACAUCGAUCAGGAUCUGUUGCACACAUACAUUAAAUUUGGCCUUGUGUGCGUCAUAUUUUUUGACAUCUUUGCCCCAGAGUCUUUUUUCCUUUUCCCACUAAAACUGAAAUUAAGUUAUCUGGAAAAUAUUUCAGUGAUGCAUAUUUGAUUUCAAAACAUGGACCAACCUGAAGAGUCAGUUUUUUUUCCUUUAAGAAGUGAAACGAGCCUAUAAACACACUAAAUAUGUGAGUCGUGUUAAUAAAUUACAGCAAAUGGCCAUCUGUUACCAUAAUUUACAUUUAUGUCCAUACAAGCUGUAAGUGUUGUCUGUUUUUUGUUUCUCAUGACACGCUUAUUGUAUUGUCCAUCUUUGUGCAUUCAGUAUUGUUUAGUAUGCUUUGUGUUUUCUUUGUGAUCAGUCAUAAGCUAAUAAAACAUUCAUAAAAACCA
This is a messenger RNA of Archocentrus centrarchus (flier cichlid), 2612 nucleotides long. RefSeq names its product regulator of G-protein signaling 9. Gene Ontology annotation, cellular component: plasma membrane; neuron projection; cytoplasm. Lineage: Eukaryota; Metazoa; Chordata; Actinopteri; Cichliformes; Cichlidae. The record is from RefSeq and is a predicted model, not a curated record. Gene Ontology annotation, biological process: G protein-coupled receptor signaling pathway; intracellular signal transduction; regulation of G protein-coupled receptor signaling pathway. The transcript is spliced from 17 exons. Gene Ontology annotation, molecular function: GTPase activator activity. Bases 132 to 1613 code for a protein of 493 amino acids.